Molecule: messenger RNA, 2773 nt
Organism: Medicago truncatula (barrel medic)
Lineage: Eukaryota; Viridiplantae; Streptophyta; Magnoliopsida; Fabales; Fabaceae
Product: ankyrin repeat domain-containing protein 13C
Exons: 2
Coding region: 353-2248 (631 amino acids)
Cellular component (GO): cytoplasm
Molecular function (GO): protein binding
Source: RefSeq, a predicted model, not a curated record
AAAAAGCAAAAAGAAAAGGUAGAUACUCUUCCCGGGCCACCAGACAGUGAUUGAUAAGUAAAGCGAGAAUGUGACUAACUGACGACGUCGACGCCAUUUCUGUCCUAACUGUCCCUCCGCCAUGUCCUUUUCUAGAUCCAAUCUCUCCUACUCUCUUCUUCUUCAUUUUUAGCUACACUUUUCUUCACAUUUCACAUCCAUUCCAAAAUCACCGAAACUUCCACUCUUCUUUCUUUUCUUUGUAUCAUUCUUCACCAACUUUACACUUUCAUUUUUUCUUCUCCACUCCACUACAAACUUAUAUACUAUACUACCAUUUUCAUUUCAGAUUCAGAUUCAGAUUCAGAUUCAGAUGGAAGAUAUAUCCAAAUACAAGCACAGUCCUGCACACGUGGCUGUCUUAAACCGCGACCACGCCUCCCUCCGUCGUCUCAUCUCCACCAUCCCCACCCUUCCUAAACCCGGCGAAGUUACCACCGAAUCCGAAUCUCUCUCCGCCGAGAUUCAAGCCGAUCAAAUCUCCUCCGUCAUCGACCGCCGCGAUGUUCCCGGUCGAGAAACUCCUCUCCAUCUUACCGUCCGUUUAAGGGAUCCAAUUGCCGCUGAGAUUCUUAUGUCCGCCGGCGCUGAUUGGAGUCUUCAAAACGAACAAGGCUGGAGUUCUCUUCAAGAAGCGGUUUGUAAUCGUGAAGAAUCAAUCGCGCUUGUUAUCGCGCGAUAUUAUCAACCUCUUGCUUGGUCGAAAUGGUGCAGGAGAUUGCCACGUGUUAUAGGUUCUGCUUCACGGAUUCGUGAUUUUUAUAUGGAGAUUUCUUUCCAUUUUGAGAGUUCUGUUAUUCCUUUUAUAGGUAGAAUUGCUCCUUCUGAUACUUACCGUAUUUGGAAACGUGGUGCAAAUCUUCGCGCUGAUAUGACUUUAGCUGGUUUCGAUGGGUUUCGAAUUCAGCGUUCCGAUCAGAGUUUUUUGUUUCUCGGCGAGGGUUAUGCUUCGGAGGAUGGUAAUGUGAGUUUACCGCGUGGUUCUUUGAUUGCUCUUGCUCAUAAGGAGAAGGAAAUUACGAAUGCUUUGGAAGGAGCUGGUACACAGCCGACGGAAAGUGAAAUUGCGAAUGAAGUUUCGAUGAUGUUUCAGACGAAUAUGUAUCGGCCAGGGAUUGAUGUUACUCAGGCUGAGCUUGUUCCGAAUUUGAAUUGGAGGCGUCAGGAGAAGACGGAAGUUGUUGGGGAUUGGAAGGCGAAGGUUUAUGAUAUGCUCAAUGUUAUGGUGAGUGUGAAAUCGAGACGGGUUCCUGGUGCUUUGAAUGAUGAAGAGGUUUUUGCGAAUGGAGAGGAUUAUGAUGAUGUGUUGACUGCUGAGGAGAGAGUUCAAUUGGAUUCGGCAUUGAGGAUGGGGAACUCAGACGGUGUUUGUCAGGACGAGGAACCUGGAGCAGGAGGAGGAGGAUUUGAUGGUCGCGGAAAUUUGUAUGAAAAUUGUGAAGUUAACGGCGUGGUUAAAGAGAAGAAGGGUUGGUUUGGAUGGAACAAAAAUCCAAACCAGAGAUCGAGCGAUCAGCAAAAGCUACAGCCUGAGUUUCCGAAUGAUGAUCAUGGGGAAAUGAAAUCAAAGAAAGGAAAGGAUCAAAACUUGAAAAAGAAAAAGAAGAAAGGAGCGAGUAACGAGUCUAAGAGUGAGAGUGAGUUCAAAAAGGGUGUAAGACCUGUCUUGUGGUUGACACAAGACUUUCCUUUGAAAACAGAUGAGCUUCUGCCCUUACUUGACAUCUUAGCUAACAAGGUGAAGGCUAUUAGGAGACUCAGAGAACUUCUGACAACUAAACUUCCUCCAGGAACCUUUCCUGUGAAGGUAGCUAUUCCUAUAGUCCCUACUAUAAGGGUAAUUGUCACUUUUACAAAAUUUGAGGAGCUUCAGACACCGGAGGAGUUUUCAACUCCACUCUCUAGCCCUGUCAGUUUCCAGGAUGCCAAAUACAAGGAAUCAGAAGGGUCGACAUCGUGGGUUUCAUGGAUGAAAGGAAGUCGUGGUAUGCCAUCUAGUGACUCUGAUAGUCAUAUUCACAGUCACAGAUAUAAGGAUGAAGUAGACCCUUUCAUUAUUCCUUCAGACUACAAAUGGGUGGAUGCAAAUGAGAGGAAACGCCGUAUGAAGGCAAAAAGAGCCAAAAUUAAGAAAAAUAAGAAGCAGACUGUUGCUAAAGGAAGAGAUGGAGCGCAUCAGGGGAGUGAUGAUUUCGGAGAAUUAUACUAAUAGUGUUGUGAUAUAUCUUUAAUGACUACUUUGAGAAUGGUUGCCAAAGAGAAAAUGUAAAGAGUAUGUGUGCAGCUGACUAUACUUUUCACAUUGGAUGGUCUUGCCAAGAAUUUACCGGAAACUUUUCGCGUGAUCCUUAUUAUUCAACAAAAGGAUGCCUUUACGUUUUUUUCCCAUUUGCGAUAAUGGAUCAUGAAGAGAGCUUUCAUCAUCUGAAAAUUGUUGUAUUGUAAUGUGAAGUGAAAAUGAAGAGAGUAUAGCCUUUCAAUUAGUUGGCUACCUGGCUUCAUUCUAACUUUCUCCAAGAUACCAAUAUUUGUAUCUACAUCUACAUCAAUGGUUAUUGAUCUCGCAUUUCUGUGAGUGGUAUCUCGGUCAGUAUACAUUGUUUACCAUCAAGUUUAGGCUAUUUUUCAAAUUGACUUUGACACAGUAAAAUUUAUUGAUUUUUGUAACUCUUUUCAUUUUGAUAGUUUGAAUCUUCUUUGUUGAUUUUUAUGCUCACCAAGGUGGAUUAUUGAA